This is a messenger RNA of Temnothorax curvispinosus, 388 nucleotides long. RefSeq lists its product as uncharacterized. The transcript is spliced from 4 exons. The record is from RefSeq and is a predicted model, not a curated record. The coding region runs from base 150 to 359 and encodes 69 amino acids. Lineage: Eukaryota; Metazoa; Arthropoda; Insecta; Hymenoptera; Formicidae.
AUGUGUCGUGUGAUGUGACAGCUGGCAUCGGUUGCGCGAGGAACAUUUUAUAUUCAACUACGUGGUAUACAAUUUUGCCGCUAUAUAUUGACCGCAGGAAGCUGAUACCGAAGAGAUCUUUAAGAAGGAAGGUGUAUCCAAAAUUGCACAUGGAACUUGUGAGUUAUGCGAAGCAAUUGAUACUAUUAAGGUUCAUUGGUCAUAUGAAGUUUGCACACGUCAAGCUUGACAUCCUAAAGAUCACAAUGCAUUCUGAAAACGAUACCGUGCAGGUUCGUUGGCGUAUACGUGGUGUCAUCACAGGCUGGAAGAUGGUACGACGGCUUUUUUACGUUAAUGCUGAAUGGAAAAGUCUAUAAGCAUAUUGCGGACAAGAUGAUGCCUAAUC